AUGAAGAAGACCAACUGCAGAGCAGUUUGCCCAUCAAAGCGCUGGAGCCACACCAUGUGUCUGAGUGAUCCUGAGACGGCCAUUGUCAUUGGAGGAGAAGCUUCUGACCAGACUCACUGCGAGGACUCCCUAUGGAAACUGGAGAUAGACAAUGAUUUUUGGUUCCCAAUGAACUCCUCCACCUCUGGACCUGUCCCACCGUGUGCCCAUGGCCACUCUGCAACCUAUGACCCUGAUUCCAAGGUCGUCUACGUGUACGGUGGCCUGAGGGAGGGCCAGCGCUACAGCGACCUCUAUAUCCUCAACACUCUAACCUGGAAGUGGAAGCUUGUCACAGCAAGAGGUGAUAUCCCCAUGUUGGCCUACCACUCUGCAACUAUCUAUAAGAAAGAACUCUUUGUUUUUGGGGGGGUUCACCCAAGCCGCUGUCCUGGAGGCAAAGUCUGCAGUAAUGCUCUGUACAUUUUUAACCCAGAGUUUGAGCUCUGGUACCAACCCAUCGUCGAGGGGGACCGACCUCUACCUAGGUUUGGGCACACAACCACGCUUUUGUCCAACCAGUUGCUCAUUUUUGGUGGCAGGAAGACUGCAACCUACCUAAACGACCUCCACAUUUUGGAUCUUGGCUUCAUGGAGUACACAGCUGUGAAAUAUGAGAACAUGCCACCACUGCCUCGAGGAUAUCAUGCAGCACUGCCAGUAUCAGACAACAGGAUGCUGGUCAGUGGCGGUUGCAGUGCUGUUGGAGCCCUGCAGGAUGUUCAUAUCUUCAACACGGACACCAGUAUGUGGCAGUCAGUGGUCUCCCCUCUGCUCUGUGCCAGGCCUCGUGCCGGACACAGUGUGAUCAAUCUGGGAGGCUCUAUCAUCUCAGAUGCUGAUAAACAGAAGCAGGGGGAGUAUGCCAACAUCCACUGCACCCUCUUGGUGUUUGGGGGCUCUGACUGCGCUGGGACCUUCUACAAUAACACAAUGAAGUGCACAGUGGAGAUCCCUGUAGAAUAA
Messenger RNA from Salvelinus namaycush (lake trout), 1005 nucleotides. RefSeq lists its product as uncharacterized. The record is from RefSeq and is a predicted model, not a curated record. The transcript has 8 exons. Gene Ontology annotation, molecular function: protein binding. The coding region runs from base 1 to 1005 and encodes 334 amino acids. Lineage: Eukaryota; Metazoa; Chordata; Actinopteri; Salmoniformes; Salmonidae.